Messenger RNA from Heterobilharzia americana, 2172 nucleotides. NCBI's taxonomy places the organism in Eukaryota, Metazoa, Platyhelminthes, Trematoda, Strigeidida, Schistosomatidae. The record is from the annotation of a GenBank genome assembly.
UUUAGUCAUUCUAUAAGACCCAGAAGUGAGCAUGAAGAAGUUUGUUUACUGAAUUAUGUCCUUCGAUAUGUAGGGAGUUCAAAUAUUUAUUUACGUUAGAGAUGGUUAGUUUGCCGAGAAUAGGCAGUUUCAGUCAUUCAAAAUUUCUGAGAUACGAAGAUAUGAUGAUGCGGAAAAGGGCCAAUGAACUUGAGAACUUUAUGCAGUGGGAGAAAUAUUCUAACCACCUUAACUGCUCAACUGUGCGAGCGGAAAAAGAAAAGCAGUGGUCGUCUAGCAAAUACUUAGAGCACAGCUUAAACGCGUAUGCUGAGCAAAACAAGGAACACCAUGACAAACGCUUAGAAGACAGGAAGAAGAAAUUGCUCCAGCUUUUAGAAUAUGAUGCCGAAAAGGAGAAGAAUUUGCUAGAAGCGUAUUCUGAACGUUAUAAAGAUAAGUCAGCUAUGUUGAUUCGAUCAACCGCGCUGAAGCAGGCGCGUGACUCGGAAAAGGCAAAGAUUGCCGAAACCCUCUUAGCUGAACAUUUCAGGAAAAACAAUCCAGAUCUAAGAGGGGUAGCGCAAGCGGCUAAUCAAAAUGAUCUGGUAGACUGUUGGAGGACACAAUUAAACGAGCGUAACACAUUAAAACAAUCUGAAAUAGUUGACCAAAUUGUCAAUGAAGAAAUUGAAUCAGAAGUUAAAAGAUGUGAAGAGAGAGAAGUGGAAGAGAAAGAAUUACAACGUUUACAGGAUAGAGAAAAAUACUUAGAAUAUCUUCGAAAACAAUUGGAUACAUUAAAUUCUCGUGAGAAUGAAGCAAAUAAAUUGGCAGAAAAAGAAAAAGCUUUAAUAAAACAAUUAACUAAAAUUGAUCAACUUGAACAUGAACGACAUUUAAUUGAAGAAAAGUGUAAACGUGAACUUUAUGGACGUGUAUUAUUACGUCAACAUCAAGCAGCCUUAAAAAGACGCUCAUUAUUUAUACAAGAUGAAUUAAAACAAGAUUUAGAUUGGUUACAUCAAUUAAUUGAACAAGAAAAUAUAGAUCAUGAAAUUGCUAUUGAACAAAAAUGUAAACAUAAAGAAAAUAUUUUAGCUAUACAAAAAUUAGUUGAAAACGAAUUGAAAAAAGAACAAGUUAGAGAGUUAGAACUGAAUGAAUUGGAAGCCUAUGAAGCAUCACGAGUGUGGGCUAAACGUGAAGAAGAAUGGCGUAAUGAAACUGCUGCUAGACAAAGACUGUUACAAGAAGUAAUCGAAGAUCGUAGAAAACAAAUAGCCGACCAAUUAACCUUAAAUCAACAAUUACAACAUGAUGAACUAGCUUCAAGAGAAGCAUUAUUAGAGGAAAUUGAAUGUGCUAAUCUUAAUGAAAGAAUAGAAGAAAAAACACGCCGUGAACAAGCUAUUGAACACAAUAAACAGUUAGAUGUUCAAUUAGCGGAUAAAUUGAAUGCAAACAAACUAGCUGAAGAUGAAGUUAAGGCUGAUUUGGAAGCACAAAAAAAAGCUGAAUUAGCUUAUGAAGAAAUGUUAAGGCAAGAAGCAGAAAAUUUACGUUUAAAAGAAAAACAAUUGAGAAAUCUUACCUUUUAUCAAUCUAGUAAUCCACAUUCAUAUAGUGGUCGAAAUAUACGGUAGUUGUGAUGAUCUUGAGUUUGGUGCAACAAAACAAAAGUGUUGCUUAAAUAUGACCUUGACAGCAAACAACCAAUGACAGCUGUUGAAAAUAGGAUUUUUUUUUCGAACCUAUUGUCUUUGUUUACUUUUUGACUUCAAUAAUUUUAAGCAUUUGAAUACAUGUUCUAUCUCAGUUCCUCAGGUUAAUGUAUUUAAAUGUUAUUUCUGUUUGAUAAUAUUCUGAAGUUUUAAUUUUGAACUGCGGAUUAUACAUAGCUUUAAUGAGUUUCUAUCGAACGCUUUAGCAACUGUUAUAUCGCUUUCAUGUCUUUUAUUAAUAUACACAUGUAAUGUAUUAAUUCUGAACAAUGUAAUAUUUAACAUGAUGUCUGAGAAUGCUUCGAGGUGUUUUGUUCCAAUUUUUUAAUGAAAAUCAUGCAACUUUCUAAUAACACUGAGUGAGCGAAAGUGAAGACUUCAGAACUGUUUCUUGAUGACCAGUCGAAUUUUCAGAUAUCUUCUGUUGAUUAUGAUGUCAUUAAGCUAGUAAAAAUUUAAAUGUAACUCA